Molecule: messenger RNA, 3919 nt
Organism: Trichoplusia ni (cabbage looper)
Lineage: Eukaryota; Metazoa; Arthropoda; Insecta; Lepidoptera; Noctuidae
Product: sodium channel protein Nach-like
Exons: 9
Coding region: 2501-3847 (448 amino acids)
Biological process (GO): sodium ion transmembrane transport
Cellular component (GO): membrane
Molecular function (GO): ligand-gated sodium channel activity
Source: RefSeq, a predicted model, not a curated record
CUUCAUAGUUUUUCACAUCUUGAAAAUCACGCAGACGAAGUCGCGGGCAACAGCUAGUAAAACCAUAAGGGUUAGUUAAUUGUGUUUGUCAGUUCCUGUGUUAAUUAAAUAGAAAUCAAAGUUUGACGUAUUGGACUCUAUAUUUAUUAAUUUUAUUUGAACGAUGUUGAACUGAUGGAGUAAAAUUAGCAGGUAGUCUAGGUGAGUAAUUUAUCAGGACACCAAACUUCAAUAAGUAUGUGUGUAGAUGAAAAUGAUAGGCGCAUUUCGCCUAGUGCUGGUAGCGUUGUAGUCCGUAACAUGUGGUUGUGGUCAGCGUGCUGUGGUGCUGCGCGUGCAUGGGGCGCUGGUGGGCGUCGCGCGCGGCGGGCCCGGCGGCGGGCUGGCUGGCGGGGCGCGCCACGUGCCCCGUGUGCCGCGCCAGCUUCUGCCUGCUGGACGUGUGCCCGGCCCGCCGCGCGCCGCCCGCCUCCUGAGCCGCGACCGCGCCGCGCCCGCCGCUCCGCCCGCGCCUGCUGCUCACCUUCUCGCUCACCUACCGCCGGCUGCUGCACAGUGCCAAUGGACACAUCAACAUUCGGUUCCGUUAAGCGACCGUGUCUACUCAUCUCAUUCGCGACUUCUCAAAUCUCCCACUUUUAUCAUAUUACUGACUGCACUAAGUGCUGACUUACAUUUGCAAAUUAUAGCGCGGCUUAACUUAAUGCUUUGCCUCCUGAUGAACUUUAUGAUACUGACAUAUUAGAUGAAAUCAAUUAAAACGUUUAACAAUUAUACAUCUCAACUUAGAACUUAGCAUAAUACUUAGAAGCACUUUCAUAUUUACCAUUAGCAGUAGUAGGUAUUGACUACAACUAUCAUAAAUCGUAAUACAUUUUAUGUCUCCUCACUAUGUAGAGGUCUCUAUUAAUAAUGUAAUUGAUGUAAUCAAUUGAUUGUAAAAUGUAUUUUUAGAUCACCUAAUUGUACCAUUGAUGUCUAUAAUCUUAUAUAAAGUGCAAUUAAUUUUAAAGUAUGUGGACUUUCUAGUUGAAGCAAACUUAAAAGUAGUAGCAUCAUUUGUUAUUAGGGACAAUAAAAGGACUCUAUUGUAACUGAUGUAGUCCAAUGACAUUUUUAUUUUUUUUCGAGUUUGCUUCACUUUAUUUUUAACGGACUGUGUAAUUAUUAUAUAAAUGUGUAUUUCAUAAUUAUGAAUGUGUAGAAUUAAGUAGCGCAAACUUAUUGUGAUUUUAAUAGUGCAUUAGUGUUAUGCAAAAUCGACUAAUCUUAUCGAAUUUGCACGUCACUAUAUUAUAGACUAGUUUAAAUAAAUUGUAAAAUAAUACAGGUAUAUAAUAUCGUAAUAAUAUUUAUGUAUUUUGGUAAUCAGGGAACGAUGUUUCUUAUCCUAGAUGUUGGUACUCUUUAGAGAGGUAAUGUAUGCAGAUAAUUUAAUGAGAUUAAUCGACAUUGUAACUGUCUAUAUAAAUGAUCUGUUGUUGCAAAUUUAUCAAAUACACGUUUUAAUGUAUGGAUUCAGUCAUUUGUUUUCUGCCUCUGCUUCAUCUAUUACUAAAUGGACAAUUGCAUUUUCUUAAUUUGUGCUUUAAACCGAGUAAGAAUUUAUUUGAUAAUUUUUAUAUUUACGGCUACUAGAUGCCUCUUCAAGAGCUUUCGUAAUGAUACAGAUAAUUAAACGUACAUUUGACAUUCACAAAGAGAUGUAAACAACUAAACAGACAAUAUCUAAUAGGUCUGAGAACAUUGUAACUGGCGGGAAAUAAUGGGUUUUCCAACUCAACCUUGUUGAUAAUUGAACUACAUUGACAUUUGUGGACUUGUCGUGAUUGUUAUCAACUCGGUCGCAUGGAAUUCAUAAUUCACUCAUGGGCGAGACCUUGGUUUCUGCUCAAGGACAAAGGUCACACGUGCGAUCUUCGGCUAACAUUCUGAAGGAAUAUCCCGAUACAUGUUAACAAGAAGAGAACAUUCUUAACAUGCCUGCCUGGAUUUUUAAAAUGCCUUCAAGGUUUAUUAUGGUCCUUACUCCAAAAGAUUUCAAAGUAUUAUUACUUUUUGUGACAAAAAGAUGAGACAGAAAAUUUGAUUUAAUAAACCGAAUUAAUUGUCGUACCCUAUUGAAGUUUAAAUAUUAAAUACUAGCGCUUAAUGAAGCCUUAUUGGUAAAAAUGGCUUUUCAAGAUUUCAGAACCCAUAAUUACUUCACCCUUAAUCGUUAGUAAAUAUGUCUGUCUGUCCGACAAUGGGUAUAAUUAAUCCGUCGGAACAAGGACAGGUGAAAUGUCACGUUAACUGGGUGUCCAACUGGUGUCAGUACGAUUGCAGCUAAAAGUGUUUGUAUAUGCUAUCUAGCUGGCCAGUCUUGUGUCAAUAUUAGCGGUUAGUGUUAUUUAUUGAGUGACAAUGUGGCAUGAACGUAGGAUCAAGAUUGGCAGGCUAGUGUGGUAGUAUAGGUCACCAAGUUCUGUUUCGGGCUUGGUUUUAAAGGACGUGAGUCAUGACGAAACCGACUAUAGGUCAAGAGAUACGGAAUUAUUUCAAGAAUACGACACUGCAUGGUUUUAAAUACUUGUUGUCUAUUCACAACAGCGAUCGCAUAGGCUGGCUAGUAUGUUGUUGCGCGAGCGCGUGUUGCGCGGGCGUGCUGUGCGCCGUGCUGUGGGCGCGCUUCCUGGAGGUGCCGGCGCUGCUGGCGCUGUGCGACGACGAGCGCUCCGACGAGUACCUCCGCAACCAGAUGCCCACCAUCGCCGUGUGCCCGCCCAUCGACAGCGUCGCCGACAUCAUGCUGGACAAACUAUCUUCAAAUACAUCCGAAACCGAGAGGCUCCCAAUGACUCUGAAGCGACUUCUAACUGGAAAAUCGACGGAUGAAGACCAAGUGCUGCUCCUGGACAAGAUCCUUAAGUCAAAUAAUAUGACAAUACCUCAAGUCUUGAUGGACUAUUCCCUGAACUGUAACGAGUAUACUAAGAAGUGUAGGUAUCGAAAGAUUAAGGUGCCUUGCGGGCAGUUAUUCGAAAAGAUGCUUACCUCCUGGGGAGUCUGUUGCGUCAUGCGGCCGUAUAAAUUGGCUAAUGUGUCAACAACAAUGCUAGCCAGAACAUUUUCGACACAAACGAUGGAUCUAGUGCUGCAGUGCUCGCAUGGAUCCAGACUUUAUUCGUGUCAGUUCAUAACAAGAUAUGAAGGGGAAGAGUUCGCAAACCAGCUGAAGUUGAUCCCCAGCUUCUACUACUUAGCACAGCUCCGGUUUAUAGCGAUACCACAAAGUUCAAACUCAGAAAACCCGAUUCAGGACACCUGUAUUUCUGAUAAAUCCUAUAUUCGGUCAUAUUGUAUGCUCAGGUGCGCUGAAAAGUCGUGUGGAUGCAGGGAUCCUCUCCUUAAUAAGAAACCCUAUAACAGACACCUGCCGAUAUGUCCAGUUACGCGUCUCAGUUGCUUGAAAGUCAACAGGACAAAAAGCCUUGAUAACGGGUCAUGCCACUGUUUGCCUCCUUGCAAUAAAAUAUCCACUUACAUGGUCUUGGAAUCUAAUCCUAUGAACAAUCUUAAACAAGCUAUCGAUCCUUUGUAUGCUGGAGUUAAUGGUACAUCAUCAAUAGUUCUAAAUCUAAGAGUAAAUUUGGGUCAUUCCAGAGUAUUUGUCUUAAAUCCAACUGAGACUUGGCUUACCUUACUGUCUUCUUUAGGUGGAGUUUUCAACAUGUUCUUGGGCGUCGGCUUGUUCAGCGCAUUAGAGUUCAUGUAUCUUAUCUUGGUAAAGCUACCAAUUACCAUCCGGAAAUCAUCGGAAAUUGAUGUCGCUACUGCACCAAUAAGUCGAGUCCCUGGACGUUAGCCUAUAUUUUGGAAUUGGAAUGUUCCUGAUUGCAAACAAUUUUAUUAAAUAAACGAUUCAUUUGAUCACUGA